AUGACGGUUCUCCUGGAUUCGAGAUACGUCGCCCUUAGGAGCCCGCCAAACGCCGGUGUCCUGGGUGUUGUGGCAGAUGUCUUCCUGCUUCUCCUUCUUAUUGCAUCUUAUAUUCCACAGUAUAUUCGCAUCAGAAAGCUUAGAAGUACCCAUGGAAUCUCAUUCUAUUUUGUUCUGCUUCGCUCCAUCUAUGCAACAGCCAGCCUUUCGAACUUAUUAAUGUUGGCUCCUGUCUUCUGGAAUGUACAAAAAUGCCGGACUACAUACUCGCCGGGACGGUGCUUCUCGGAAAAUUUAGUCGUUUGGCAAAUGGCGGCAGACUGGGUGUUUUCACAGGCAAUUCCUCAAUCUAAUCACCGGCCGUCUUCUUCCUCAUCGGAGGACGGGGUGGGGCAAAUUCCCGUACGAGAAGCUGCCCGUAAUAUGGCUGCUGGUGUUACGAUUGCCGUUCUUGUUAUUUAUCUAUUUCUCCUUGGCCCUUCCAUCGGAUUUGUGACAUCAUACCCAAUUCGGGAUCCUGGUUACUACAUUCUUCUACAGACAUGGUCCUUUGUCCUUAUCGGAGCCUCGUGCCUACUCGUGAUAAUCAGCUUCCCGACGCAGAUAUAUCACACAUACGCCUUAAAGCGAACCGGAGCGCUAAGUAUUCAAGCUCUGGCUAUACAAGUGCCCAUCUACAUUCUCCAGGCAGUAUCUCUGGCAACGUGGUUCGAAUUAAACAAAAACAGCAACUUCUUGGCGCUCUACCUAGGAGCCUAUAAUGCUUGGUUCAAUAUUUUACUUUCCUCUUUCUGGGAGUGCAUCUUGCUGGUUACAAGCAUGUGCUAUAUAUACCAAACACGAAAGUUGCACGGGCGGGCUUCUGAUACUGUGGGGCAUCAGAAUGCUGACGAAAGUGGUGAUUAUUUACCAGAUGAGAGAACACAUCUUCUUCGCGGUGAAAGUUCAAGUUUUACCGCAAGAUGA
Messenger RNA from Paracoccidioides lutzii Pb01, 966 nucleotides. RefSeq lists its product as hypothetical. Bases 1 to 966 code for a protein of 321 amino acids. The transcript has 3 exons. The record is from RefSeq and is a predicted model, not a curated record.